Megalops cyprinoides (Indo-Pacific tarpon) is the source of this 1108-nucleotide messenger RNA. RefSeq lists its product as uncharacterized. Gene Ontology annotation, cellular component: membrane. Gene Ontology annotation, biological process: G protein-coupled receptor signaling pathway. Bases 26 to 1108 code for a protein of 360 amino acids. The transcript has a single exon. Gene Ontology annotation, molecular function: G protein-coupled receptor activity. NCBI's taxonomy places the organism in Eukaryota, Metazoa, Chordata, Actinopteri, Elopiformes, Megalopidae. The record is from RefSeq and is a predicted model, not a curated record.
UGUUCCCAAACGCAGAAGGGACAACAUGAACGGCUCAAGCAUAACACCAGAUGGUGAAAUAGUCCUGGAAGACUUAGAUGGAGGAAUAAUGGUGGCCUGCGUGAUCCUUGGCCUGUCCUUCCUAGUGGGUGCACCAGGGAACCUGCUGGUGAUCUGGACGAUCUUGCGGCACAUCAAGCAACGCUCUCACACUGUGGUGCUUAUUCUCCACCUAGCUGCUGCCGACCUGCUGGUGCUGGUCACUCUGCCACUGUGGAUCUACUCUUUGGCUCGCUCCUGGGUCUUUGGGGAAGCAGUGUGUAAAGCCAUGGUCUACAUCAUAAACUCCUGCAUGUACAGCAGCGUGUUCAUCAUCACGGUCAUGAGCAUGGAGCGGUUUGUGGUUGUCCGAUACCCCUUCGUGUCUGUUAACUGGAGAAAGAAGAAGCUGCUGAACAAGGCCCUGCUCGUUCUCUGGGUUGCAGCUUUCCUUUUCAGCAUUCCUGUUAUACCCACACAAGUGGUCGACCAAGUGGAUGGAAAAGAGCAGUGUCUGUUCAGAGAGUACUCCUCAACUGGCCAGGAGGUGGUCUGCCUGCUGCUAGAGACCUUGGUGGGCUUUGUGGUCCCCUUCUCCAUCCUUGUGGUCUGCUACAGCUGCAUCUGUAGCCGCAUCGCGCAGAUGACCUUCAAGUCCAAGCGGAAGUCUACGCUCCUAAUUGGCAGUGUGGUCAUCCUCUUCGGCCUGUGCUGGAUUCCUCACCAUGUAGGUAAUUUGCUGUCGUUGGUGAGCAUUGCCAUUGAAAAGACAUACCCCAACUCUGCCGAGAGCCUUGAGGCCACUAGGGCCACCAUGGCAUUCAUUGCCGGAGCCUUGGUCUUCAUCAGUAGCACUGUAAACCCACUCCUUUACGUGUUUGCUGCACGCACCUUCCGAAGCUCACUGCGGGAUACAGGGAUGAAAAAGCUCUUUCAUCACAUUUCCAGCUCAGCAACGGCUGAGAGGACUAAAGAGUUGUCUUUUAUAUCAAAAAGGCAAAGUUCCCAAAAGGAAUCCUCCAUAUACAGCACAGAUUCAAAAACACAAAUAGAUGUUCUUCUCAGUUUUUGUGAAAAUGCUUCCCCCUAA